Messenger RNA from Ceraceosorus bombacis, 2959 nucleotides. The record is from the annotation of a GenBank genome assembly. NCBI's taxonomy places the organism in Eukaryota, Fungi, Basidiomycota, Exobasidiomycetes, Ceraceosorales, Ceraceosoraceae.
AUGUCGAAGAUCGCACCAGCGCCGGCGCCCGUAUCAAGCAGCAGCUCGUUGGGCAACAGAUCCACACCUAUAGCGCCUGCUCCAUCGCACAGCACCAGAGCGAUUCAGCCCGCCGUCCGUAGCCGCAUCGCCAUCGCCCCUUCUCCUGCACCCUCGCCGAUUUCAGCGCAAAGCAGACAUGCUGCGUCAAAGAGCCUUGGCCGCCCACUGCAGGCAGCUCGACCAACCUCCCAGCGUGUGGCACCUGCCCCACCCUCUCCCGCAACGCCAUCUCAGCCAAUCAAGAUCGCCGUCAGACCAAGCUCUGCCAGCAUCGCUCGUCCCGUCGAUUCGGCCACAAGUAUUAGGCCCACGUCGACUGAAGAUGGCAGCGCUUCAUCGUCUCUCGGUUCUUCCUCUUCGAGUCGCGACACUCCAGUGACCCCAAACGAUGCUGGUGAUCACAUCGCCAGGCGGUCGUCCGCUGCUGUCGAAGAUGACGAAGAGGAGGAGGAUCUUGAUGAAGACGACGAUUACGAUGCGGAAUUGACCAUCACCGAUGCGGUGAUCAAGCGCACCCUUCAACCAAGCAAAGCGUGGGUGCUUCCAGCUCGCGCCAAGCCUGGUCGCAAGCCUAGCGAUGAUGAGCCACCUACAGUGAGUGAUUGCGUUAGAGGUUGUAUGACGGACGGGAACGAACACAUCGGCCCACUGAUCGCUGUCCAUCUUACAUGUAUCGUAGAAGCGAAAAGCGCAGAACAGGGCGUCGCAGAGAGCUUUUCGCGAACGCAAGCAGAACUACAUUACAUCGUUGGAAGCAAAGGUGGCAGCAUACGAGGCUGAGGGAGUCGAGCAUGCCGUCGAGCUGCAGCGCGUGGCAAAGCGGAUGAAGGAGGACAAUGAUGCUUUGAGACGUCACAAUACGGAGCUUCGAGGUCGAGUCGACGUGUUGGAGCGUCAAAUCAAGGCGUUGCUGGAUCAGAAGGGCAAGUCGUCGUCGACGACGUCGACGAUCGGAUGCAAAGCCCCAGAACACGAGUCUGGCGCAUCGUCAGUCAGACUCAAGCGACCCCUCCCUGGUCGCAGCGCCGCAGGCAACAGUGCGGUGGACCGCAACGCCGGCAGAGCUGUUUCUGUCUUGGGCAGCGAUGCUUUAUUCACCAAUCGGCCCAGAAGUGACUCGCGCUCAAGCAUCGUCAGUCAUCAAGGCCGACCGUCACCUUCGGCGUCUUGCUCAACUCUGACAGCGCUCACUUCCCGCGGACCAAGUGAUAGCGUCGCCAAUGCAUCAUCUAAGGAUGUCAGAGUCACGCCAGCAUCUGCUACCCCUUUGCCACCUCCGUCGGAAUCUGUCACAGCUAGUGUAGGCCUCAAUCGUGAUUGCGGCUUCUGCGCCGAUAACGGGCCUUGCCCGUGCAGUGACGAUGUCCUAGACUUGACAGGCGAUGACGAGGAGGAUUUUGCGCAAGCCAAGCAGGAAGCACACGGCGAUGAAGUGCCAAGCAUGGACGUCGAUGUUCCAAACUGUUCUUCGGGCCCAUCUGUGACCAUCAAGCAAGAGCCGAUCGAGGAGAACGAGCCGCGUAUGCCAGAGGCUGCAACCUCCGUGCGGCGGCCUCAAGCCAUCAGUGUGAGCUCUAUGCUCUCUUCGACCUCGGUGGGCGCUCGCCGCAGUGCAAAGCUUUGGCCGACAACACCAGCCUACAGCUCUGGGCAAUCUCCAGCGGCUGUCGCGGCGCCUCUCGCGCUCCGAGCAGCACCCCCGAAGCCACGUCUGUGGACAACCACCAGUUCUGCUGCGCAUCCUCCUACCGGCACCUCCUUCUUUCCAGCGCCACCUUCUGUCAGCCGCACUUCGACUGCCGCUGCCGCGUCGCCCGUGUUCCGCCUGCGUACUGGGAGUGCAAGUCAGGCAUUCAGCAAUGUUUGUUCGGGCGAUCCGGCCAACUGCGGGGCUUGCUCCACAGACCCAGCCUUGGCAGCAUUCUGCGAAGCCGUAUCUCAGAACGCAAUGACACCCAGCGGAGCUGAGCUAGGCACGGUCGUCUUGGAUGCCGGCAAUUCCGUGCCCUUGCGCAACAUGCGUAGCACGCAUGUCGCCGCGAACGUCCUACCUAUCAGUUCCAAGCAACAGCGCUCUGUCCUCUGGCACACCGUGAGCGGAUCACUUGUGCCCAAGCAUUCGGAAGGACGCAACACCACGGCUCUCAAUCAUGGCAAUCACGCACUGCCUGGAGGUCCUCGGUCCGCACCACUGCCGUCGCACCGCGCUCACUCCCACAACGCCGCGCUUGGACAGCAAAGCAUUCCGGAAGCAUGGAACCAGAUUCGAUCGCAUCCGCGCUUUCAAUCGUGGGGAGGAGGCCUAGCGUUGCUAGCCGAUGUCGUCUCGGGAAGGGCUAGCGGAGCGCGCGCCAAUGAGCCCUCUCAGCAGUCGACAUCUGGCUUGUCGACCAAUACGCGCCCAGACAAUACCAGGCGAGCGUCGCGAUACCAUCCAUCCAAUGAUCGAGGAGUGCGCCACCCGAGCGUAGAGAUCGAACAGGCCGACCGAUCGAGUAGCAGCAUCAGAUCUUUGGUGCGUGGUCCAGAGUCUAGCACGCGUGGGGAAGAAUCGAGCAGUCGGCCGCGCCUUUCUCCCCAGUCGCCGACCUCGCCAACGUCUCCGUCGAAUGCCAUCUCAAGUACGGACGAUCGUCGAUCAGCUCUGUCGACGCCUCUGCGCCUUGCGGCCCCGGACACGACCACCCCGCCGGAGCGAUCAGAAGGGAAUCCAACGGAGAAAGCGCGAGAGAGGAGCGUCGAGGAGGAUAACGAGGAGCGUGUAAAGAGACGUCGAUUGUGGGUCGAUAGCGAUCGGGUGGAGCAAGCUUUGGCCAUGCUUGAUCGUGCAGGUGGACAAACUACUCCCGCAGCCACUUCGAGCGAGACGGCUGCGGAGGCGGCCUCUGCGGCUUGCCCCUGCCCUUGGUCCCGAUGA